GUGGGAGGGUGCGACCAGGGCUUCUAACGUAAACUCUCUACCUGUCUAAGCAGCGUUCAGAGUGACAGCAAGUGAAAGCACCGAAACUUCGCUUUGCCACGCGGAUUCCGCCCAGACAGGCGUUUGCAAAAUCAGUCAAAAUGUUCAAGAAGAAGAGUUCGAAGACCAGCGUGAACAUCACGCCUAAAAGAACACCGAUUGAUCUGACUGCCCUGAUUGAGAAGCUGCAGAAAAAUGCUGACAAGGUGGAGAAGAACAUCAUGGAGACGGAGCUGAACCUCAACAAGGACAUCACCAAGAUCAACGAAGGCAAAAAGCCACUGUACCAGGACGCCACCAACAAGUCCAUCCUGAACGCACUGGACCUCCUGACUGGGCUGGACGAGGACGCAGCAGAGGCCCGGCGCCUGCACCACCCCCAGGCUGAGAUGAUCCAGCAGGACAUGCGGCAGCUCCGUGAGCGGGUCAUGAAGCUGCGUGACGAGCACAACCACAUCUACCACAUCACCCGCUCCGAAGGGGUUCCUAGCGUCAACUGGGGCAAGGUCAUCGAUGAGAAAGUUGCAAAUCUGAACAACAAAGGUUUUGGACAAGACCUGCCUACUGUUGAAAAUGAAGUUGAAGAGCACAACAUCUUUCACAGUGAGGUGGAGGCCCUGGCUCCCUACAUAACUGAGGGAAAUGACCAGGAGUACAUCGGGACCCAGCAGAUGAAAUACAACAAACUCCUGGCUGCAUCCACUGCCCGGAAGAAGCACCUGCUCAGUCUCAGAGACUACAUGCAGCGCUGCACCAACGAGCUCUACUGGCUGGAUCAGCAGACGGAGGAGCGCAUCACCUACGACUGGAGUGAUGCCAACCUGGACUACCCCGCCCGCAAGAGGCAAUACGAGAACUUCAUCAGUAAGUGUCUGGAGUCAAAGGAGAUGACGAUCACCAAGCUGAAUGAUGACGGAGAGAAACUCAUCGCCGAGGACCACCCGGGCAAGAACGUCAUCGAGGCACAUACGGAGGCUGUCCAUGCAGACUGGAAGGAAUAUCUCAACCUGCUCAUCUGUGAGGAGAACCAUCUCAAGCACAUGGACGAGUACCACAAGUUUCAUAAGGAGGCCAGAGACACGCAGGACCUGCUGAAACGUCUGGAAACUGAAGUCCAGCAGAAGUACAACCCGGACUUCAAGGACAUGUACCAGCUGGAUGGUUUGCUCACAGACCUCAACGACCAGGCUAAGGCCAUGGAUCACCUGGAGGAGCGGGUGAAGUCUCUGCAGACCCGCAGCAUGCAGGUGCUGCCCCUGAAGCUCCGCAACAACCCUCCGCAGAAGAUGCUGCCCAUCGAGGCGCUGUGCGAAUUCAACUCAGAUGAGGGGCAGAUUAUGCGAGGAGAGCGCUACACGCUCCUCAGGAACAACGGCUACAAGUGGGACGUGAAGGACCCGGCGGGACGCAGCACGACCGCUCCGGGGGUGUGUUUCAUCAUCCCUCCCACCGACCCCGAGUCCAUUUCAGUGGCUGAAAAUCUGGUAAGCCAGCAGAAGACCAUCAAACAGAAGGUGGCCAGCAGUAAAACGGCCCUGCAGACCAGACUGGCUGAACUGAGGAAGGAGAGCCCGGUUGGUCAGGACAAGCAGGAACAGCAGUGCCGGCAGUUGAUGGCAGGACUGGAUAAAGUGGUCAGCGACCUGAAUAAGCAGGAGAAGGCAAUUAAUACUCAAGUGCGCCCCCCUCUGGAACAGACCCGUCCUCUACAGGACAGCGAAGACAGACUUCGUGAAAUGAAGGACAUUGCCUCCGCCUUCCGAAGGAUAGAACCAGAAAAGACCGCGAAGGUGCAAGAGGCUGAGGUCUUCCUCAGAGCCAAUCCCAAGUGUGCCAGCACCCCACAGCUCUACUCCAAGGUGGCAGAGACCAACGACAAAUACGACAAAGUGGACCGGCUGUUGAAGUGUGCCAACGACAAACUUCAGAAUUCCAACCGCCUGGAAAAUUCCCUGCAGGGCUCAAAGAACCUGCUAUCCACCUACGAGAACAGGCUGGCCCGAGAAGAGGUCGCACCCUCUGACCUGAGCUCUCUGGAGAAGACUCAGCGUGAGCUCGCUGACAUGGCAUCUGAACUGAGGGCAAAGAAAUCCAUCGUGCCAGAGAUGGAGCAGAACCUGAGGUCUGCUAAGCUCAGCUGUGACAACAUGGUGAUCACGACGCAGGAGCACUGUCCUGAUAUCGAGAGGCAGGAGGCGGACGUGGAGAAGCUCACCAAACGCUACGACAACCUCAACAGGCAGAUUGAUGCUAGGUCCCAGUAUAUGCAGAGAGCCAAAGCGUCCUACAACAAUUACCGCAAUGACUAUGACAACCUGAACAGCUGGCUUUCACGGGUCCCGAACUACGAGCCCCGCGAGACUGAUGAUGUUAGACAGGUGGAGGCCAAACUGAAAAACCAAAGAAAUCUGCUUUCUGACAUCGCAAGAAAAGAGUCCGACUUGAACAAUGUCGCAAGGAAUGCACAGCUCUACCAACAGGCUGUUAAGGACUACGAAAACGAAGCGGAGAGGUUCAGAUCCGUUCUUGAUCUUGAAGAUGGCUUGGUACCACAGACCUACAAAAGGAGCAGAAUGGAUUCUCCUGCAUUGAGAGUCAAGGCAGAGGAAUCAGCCAUUGAGGCAAAAUUCACUGAAGUCAACGCGGUGAAUAAACAGCGGCUGCAGAACCUGGAGUUUGUUCAAGGACUUCUCAAUCAGCAACCAGAGGUCCCAAUAAUUGACCGCAAAGUUCAGUCAGUGAAUGCGAGCGCCCCUGGAGAUGAACCCUGGAGAAUCAAGAACCAGCUGGAGGAAGAGAUUCAUAGAAGACAGCAGCUGGAGAAGGAACUCAAAACCAUUCAGAGUGACAUCUAUGUGCUGGAAGGCCAAAAACCCCAGGACACAAUUGUCAAGAAAGAGCUGAUUAAGAAGGUACCUGAUCCUCAGCUGGACGAGGAAAUGAGCAAAGUCCAGCAGAAGCUCCUGGACGAGCGCCGGACCACCCGCAUCCUAGAAAGCGAACUGGACAGCCUGCAGGUGAAGCUGCGUGGGAUAGAGACGGAGAUAAAAGAGGGAGCUCAGCAGUACACGGUCAAAGAGGUGCUCCGCAUCGAACGGGACAAGGAGCAGGAGGAGGAAGUGAGGAGACUCCGGGACGAGCUGGAGGAACUCAAGAGACAGAAGAUGGUCAGAGACAAUGAAGCCGUUCAUAUGCAGAAGCAGAUAACCAUACUGUCUGCGGAGAAAAACAAGGAGCAGGAAGUCAUUAAGGAGGAAGAAGUGAUCAAGGUGCAAAACGAUCCACAGCUGGAAACCGAGUACAGGCUGCUCCUGGACAGAAAACAGAAAGAAACGGACAACCGGCAACAUCUUGAGGAUGAGCUACGAUUCCUGCAAGAAAAACUGAAGCGUCUGGAGAAGGAAAAGGCUAUGGCCGAGGAGAAGAUCUCCAUCCGCGAGGUGCUUAAGGUCGAGAAAGACAUUGUCCUGGAGAGGGAGGUUGAAAACCUGAGAAGACAGCUGGAAGAUGAAAAGGCGAAACGCAUGUCUUCUCAGAGAGAAAGAACAGACAUUCAGAGGAAGAUCACAAGCCUGGAGGAGGAAAAGUCAAAGGUGAUUGUUCAGGAGAAGGUGCGUGAAAUUGUUAGGCCUGACCCCAAGGCAGAGACAGAGGUUGCCAACCUCAGGCUGGAGCUUGUAGAACAGCAGAGAAGAUGCAGAGAUGCUGAACUCCAGCUGAAGUCUGUUCAGGACGAGUUGGUACUACUGAAAAACAGAGGCCCACAAAUUGAAUACAAAGAAAUCAUCAAGGAGAUGAUAAAGUACAAGAUCGACCCUGAAACGGAAAGAGAGCUGGAGAAACUCCGAAAUGAAAUUGUCGACAAAACUCACCAUAUAGAGAAGUAUGAAAUAGAGAUUCUCCAACUGAGAGAUGAGAUUCAGAAGUGGAAAGACACGAAGCCCCAAGUACAGACCAAAGAGGUAGUUAACGAAGUUAUUCAAUACAGAGAAGAUCCAAAAACCAAAGAGGAAAUUGAGACCCUUAAAAGGAAACUGGCUGAGGAACAGAGGAAACGUUUGGACUUGGAGGGAGACCGGUCCUCCUUUGAAGAUAAAAUCAGAGCUAAGAAGAUUGACUUGUCACAGGUUAGAGAAAAGGUUGUACAACAAGAAGUUGUAAAGAUGCAAGAAGACCCUCUCUUGAGAUCUGAGUGUGACAGCUUAACCCAGAAGAUCAAUGAUGAGGUGAGACAGAGGGAUCUUUUGAAAGAGGAACUGUUGAGGCUGCAGCGUCAGAAGGCUGAUCUGGAACUCCAGCUAGAGGAGAUUGAACGUGAACGCAGAAUGCGACGCGACGCCGAGCUCGAAAUUCAGCGUCUGAGGGUUCGCCUCAACGAGCUGGAGAUUAAAGACAAGGAAACUAGAGAGAAGGUCACAGUGAAACAAAAGGUUGUUCUGCAGCAGGACCCUCAACAGGAGAAGGAACACUCCAUCCUGCGGCUUCAGGUUGAGGAGGAGCGGCACAAACGUGUCCUGCUGGAGAAGGAGUACAAUGUGCUGCUGCAGCAGAUAGAAACGCUGGAAAAGGUGGAGGUGCGUGAAAAAGUUGUCCGCACAGAGAAGAUCCAAGUCGAGAAGGAUCCCGAAGCCGAGCUUGAGAUUGAGAGGCUGAAGAGGAGCCUUGAAGAAGAGACAAGGCGCCGGCAAGAGCUGGACCUAGAGCUCACUAACAUCACCUCAAGACUGACAGAAAUGGAGUUCACCAAUACGAAGUCGUCUAAAGAGCUCGACUACAUCCGAGAUGAGAGCAACAGACUACAGCAGGAGAACCAACGCCUUCAGAACGAAAUCAGGAAACUCCAGGCUGAGAUCCACAUCACAACAAAAGAAACCAAGCAAAUCACAGAGUCCAUCCCGCUGGACACCAGCAGGAACUUAGAACUCCGCCUGUCAUCGCUGCAGAAGGAACUCUCUGACCUGAAACGCAUCACGACUGAGAAAGACGAAGAGAUUGAAAAGAUGCAGAAGAAUCUGUCUGCCGUGAGGGUGAAGAGAGAACAAAGAGAAAGUCACCUCCGUCGCUCCAUCGUCGUCAUCGACCCGGAGUCGGGCAAAGAGAUGCGGCCCGAGGAGGCCUACAAGUUGGGCCUGAUCGACUGGAAGAUGUUUGUUAACCUUCAGAGUCAGGAAUGCGACUGGGAAGAAAUCAGCGUCAAGGGUCCGAAUGGGGAAUCAUCUGUUCUUCACGAUAGAAAAUCAGGGAAAAAGUUCUCCAUCGAAGAAGCUCUUCGGGCUGGGAAUAUCACAAACCGCCAGCUACAGCAGUACCAGAAUAAAGAAAUUAGCAUCCAAGAGUUUGGUGUAAUGGUCUCAGGAAAAAGCAAAUAAUUUCACAAUACAUUUUUUGUUUGUUUUAUAUUCUAUCUCUACUUGUUUAAGGAGCUGCAGCUAAGGUUUUGGUUUAAGCACAUUUCUUGGGCUUACAGAUCGGAUAUAAUUGGAAUCUUUUUUUCUCAGUUCUUUGUCUAUUUAUUUUCAAUGCAUUCCUAUAUUGAUGCAUCCAGCUCUUCUUUCCCUACCUUUCUCAUUUUGGGUUAAAAGAGAGAAUUUUAUCUUAAUGUUAGUUUGUUAUUUUGAAGGAUAAGCAGAGGCAUUUUGAUUUUGCAGGGUGAACAUUAUCUGUAUCUGUUCCUAUGGUUCUUGUGUAAAAGGCACUUGGUAACAACACUAUAUACAUAUUACAAAGUAUUUUUGCUUCAUUAUUGGAGGUGAAACGAUCACAGUUAACACAUGUCAUGUGGAAUGUUUCUUGACAUAACCUGUGUCAGAUAAACAUUGUUUAUAAUGUUUCUCAAAGUAAAAUACUUUUG
Molecule: messenger RNA, 5890 nt
Organism: Electrophorus electricus (electric eel)
Lineage: Eukaryota; Metazoa; Chordata; Actinopteri; Gymnotiformes; Gymnotidae
Gene: ppl
Product: periplakin
Biological process (GO): wound healing; intermediate filament cytoskeleton organization
Cellular component (GO): cytoplasm; membrane; intermediate filament
Molecular function (GO): structural molecule activity; cadherin binding
Source: RefSeq, a predicted model, not a curated record